AUGACGACCGCCGUGUACCACCAAAGAGGCCUGCAUGCCUCGACGCACCAUGCACCAGACGCGGCCGACCUCGUGGAGCUCCUCGACAGUAAAUGGUUCGGAGACGCGAGCUCCUCCUCGUCUCGCCGCAUCAGUAGGGGCGGGCGCCGGGACGCCAAGUCAUACCUCAGCCUGGUGGGCAGUGGCCCCAGCGACCUCAGCAGCAGCGGGAGCAAGGCGGAGAUGGAGGCCCGGGACUGGGCCCCCCUCCUGGCAGACGUCCCCGAGCGCGUGCGCGACAGGACGGUCUCCCGCUCCGCCAACACGAGCGUGAUGGGGCCCGACCUCUCCACCCUACACCACCCCCACGGCGGCGUGGCGGCGGGCCCGCGGCAGACCUCCCCGCCUGAGGCGGUGGACACGGAGAUGCGGCGCGAGCCCUCCCCCUUCGAGGCGGACUCCGACUCGCCCGGCGGCCGCCUGGGCACCUGGGCCGGCCGUCAGCGCGUCUUUGCCGAGUUCCUGCGCGGCGAGGAGGCGGAGGAGGCCGGCCGCGCGGCGGCCCGGGCCGCCGCCGCGGCGGCGGACGGCAGCGAUGACGAGGAGGAGGGCGAGGGCGGCGAGCGGGUCAGCCCGCGCACCUCGGCCUCCCCCCCCGAGGUGCAGGGCGUGCGCCCCCGCCACAUCUUUGGCCCCGCCCUGCUCGGCGGCGAGGAGCGCGCCGCCAGCUCUGGGCCCGUGGUCCUGGGGGCCAUGCGCGCCCCGGCGUCAAACGCCGGCGGCCGCGGAGCCGACAGCGCCGCCGCCGCGCAGCGCUCAGCGGAGGACGAGGACGUCAACAUGGCCUGGCGCUGGAGGUUCACGCGCAAGUGGCAGAUGGAGCAGGCCAAGCAGUUUGACCCGGCCUACGGCCAGGACGGGGAGGACGAGGACGACUGGGGCGCGGCGCUGGGCUACAUGGCCGUGCAUGGCGGGGGCCUGGACCUUGCCACGCCUGCCUCGCCCAUGCUGCUGGACGCCGGCGGGUCGGCCAACCUGGGCGACGCGUCGCUGGCGCGGGAGGCCGACGCCGCGCCCGCCACGCGGCGCCUGGCGGCGGUGGCCAGCAAGGCGCGGCACCUGGCCGCGCGCCAGGCCGAGAUCGAGCACGCGGUGACCGCGCGGUGGGAGAGCGCGUCGGCGGGCCAGGCCUGGGUGGGCGCGCAGGUGGACGGCGUGGCGCUGGACCACUGGGGCCGCUUCGCCUUUGACCCGCUGGUGCGCUGCGCGGCCGACGCCGACCGCAUCGUCGCUGCGCUGGUCGCCGCAGCGCUGCCGGCUGGCUACUCCGUGCUCCCCGCCCCCGCUGCCGCCGGCGGCGUGGCAUGA
This is a messenger RNA of Auxenochlorella protothecoides, 1347 nucleotides long. RefSeq lists its product as hypothetical. Lineage: Eukaryota; Viridiplantae; Chlorophyta; Trebouxiophyceae; Chlorellales; Chlorellaceae. The coding region runs from base 1 to 1347 and encodes 448 amino acids. The transcript has 5 exons. The record is from RefSeq and is a predicted model, not a curated record.